AUGCUGGUGUUGUCUGUUCAGUGUUACAGAUUUAGUUUUGUUGCUUCGACUUGUGGACGGGCUUCACCUGUGUUCUGGGAGAGUGGAGAUGUUUCGUGCACUGAAGGAUUUGGUUGGGUGUGUGACGCUGUCUUUGACCAGCAGGACGCAGAGGUUGUGUGUAGAGAGCUGGACUGUGGGGCUCCUGUACAGGUGCUGGGAGCAGCUGCUUUUGGUAAAGGAGAAGGCCGUGUUUGGUCAGAAGAGAUUCAGUGCAGAGGAAAUGAAUCUCAAAUAGACAUCUGUCCACGAUCAUCUUCACAGAAACACAGCUGUUCUCAUGACAAUGAUGUGGGAGUGAUCUGUUCUGGUUACACUGAUCUCAGACUGAUAGACGGUUCAGGCUCUUGUGCUGGAAGAGUGGAGCUUCAGUAUCUCAGUAAAUGGGGCACAGUGUGUGAUGCAUGCUGGGAUAUGAGAGAUGCCAGUGUCCUCUGUAGACAGCUGAAUUGUGGGAUUGCUGUGUCUGUUGUGGGAUCAGACUGG
Messenger RNA from Cyprinus carpio (common carp), 525 nucleotides. RefSeq names its product scavenger receptor cysteine-rich type 1 protein M130-like. Gene Ontology annotation, cellular component: membrane. Lineage: Eukaryota; Metazoa; Chordata; Actinopteri; Cypriniformes; Cyprinidae. The transcript has 4 exons. The annotation marks the transcript as partial. The record is from RefSeq and is a predicted model, not a curated record.